AUGGUGGACUACUCCAAGUUCAGCAAGAUCGAAGACAGCGAUGAAGAGCCCAUUUGGCAAAGUGAGGUGAAGACCUCCAAGGCUUUGUCCCAGCAAGUUCUGGACGAACUUGACAGUAGUGCUGAACGUUUAGCAUCUCGGAGUCGACCCUGUCAUUGUUUUUUCGACUUUUCAGUGGACCUGGAGAAGUUGAAGGUCUAUGUCCAGGAGAUGGAAGAUUCUGGCGCAAAGCUGCCCGAGACGCGUUACCUGGGCCGAGUAGUCAUUGAGUUGGAUCAGGCAGUCCAUGCACCGAAGCUCUCUGAAAACUUUCGGUCGCUUUGCACCGGGGAGAGGGGAAUAGGUGUUGGUGGCCAUCGACUCUGCUACCAGGGAAGGACUUUAGAUUACAUUUUGCCAAAGUAUUGUGUGCAGGCGUCCAUCCCAAACGAAUACUCCUGCUGGGGUUCCUAUUUGCCGGAUGAGAAGCUGACUCUUCCACAUACUUCAUUUGACAGGCCUGGAUUGGUUGCAGUUGGCAAUCAUGGUCCUCAUACCAAUAGCUGCACCUUUAUGAUUACGUUGAAUGAGGCUUCACAUUUGGAUGGCUUCAACCAAAUCAUUGGCCGGGUAGUUCGUGGUAUGGAGGUGCUUCGCCAGAUUGAGGGCUUUCCGACUGAUCGCAAGACGCAAUCCUUUGCAGAACGAAAUGUGAAGUCCCACUGGGGUGGUCGCCCCAUGGUGGAUGUGAUUAUUGAGAGUUGUGGCGAGAUCACCGAUGAACAAAUCGCAAUCCCACAGCCUGUGGACGGUGACGCCUUCCCAGAGCAUCCACUGGACUUCAGCGUGAAGAGUGACGAGUCAGACCUGAUGUUUGCCCAGGAGCGGCUUCGAGAGAUUGGCAAUGAGUACUUCAAGAAAAAUCAAUACAAGUUGGCCUUGGCAAAAUACAAAAAAGCACUGGCAUACUUGGAGCCCCUUCUCAAGAAGCAGAGCAGGAAGGAGUUUGCUGAGGAGGAGCCUGCAACCUUAUUCUCAGGUGCGCGGCCCAAAGAUCGCACUGAACCUGUGAAAGCGGAUUGCACUUUGAAGCUCAACAUGUGCCAAGUCCAUUCAGCUAUGGGGGACUGGCGUGCAGCCAUCACCACAGCCGAUGGUGUCCUUCAAGAUCUUGUUGGCAAACACUCCAGGAAGGGCUAUGGAGCUUUGCCCAAGGAGUCAGUCGUUGCCAAGGCCUUCUUCCGCCGCGCAAAGGCUCGCAUUGGGCUCUCAGAUGUGACUGGGGAGGUUUCCCAGUUAGAAGAGGCAAUCGAUGAUCUGCGGCAGGCAUUGCAGGUGGAGCCAGCCAAUGCAGAAAUCAAGAGGGAGUUGGACAAGGUUCGGGUCAGACAACGUGAAGCUGAUGAGAAGAAUCGUGCUGCGACAGCACUUGCCGAAGGCAAGCCCAAGAAGUAUCCGCAACACACCUCCAAGGUGGGCCUCGCAGUUCCAGCGAAAAGCGUCCGUGCUCCAUCCGCUACCACUGGGCUGAAGCUCAGUGGUAGCGCUGUCGGCUAUGUGAUUUACCGUCAGGCUGCGCUGUCGGAGAGCCAGGAACUCCGCUUUGGCGCUUGGGCUGGUGGCAAAUACGACAAGGCAACAGUUCUGUCAUGUCUUCGAAAGUUGGACAAGGUUGUCUCCUCUGAGAAGGGGAAAAGCUCAGUGGCAUACGUGCAAGAAGAUGGCGAUGCUGAAGGCCAUGACGCAGAAGAGUAUGAUGAUGGAGAGGACGGUGAAGAACAGUAUGUCUUCUUGGACGAAGGCGACAUGGACCGCAUCUUCGAAGAGCCGGAGAUUCAGGUGGUGCUUGCCUCCUAUCAGGAGGUUCGGAAGGCGAUCCAGAAUAAGCAAAAGGGCAGGCAAUUUUUCAAAGGAGGAAAAGGGCGAGGCUCACCUUGGCAGAAUUUUACCAAGGGCAAACAGAGGGUCCACGUGGAGCAGUUGAAACUGCGCACCAGGUGCGCUCGGUGCGGGGCCAUUGGGCAUUGGGCUCGCGAGUGCCGCGCGCCUGAAGAUCAGCGCGGCCGCCUUGCAGGUGCUGCCAUGUCAUCGAAGACGUCCGGCUCAUCGGCACCGAGCACUACAAGUGGUGGUCAGCAGUCUUGGUAUGUGGCAUCUGAACCAGGUGGGUCAAAAUUGGCAUUUUGUCAAAGCGACCAGAGCCGAAGUCACCACUAUUUUGUCGGCCUGACAACUUGCCCGACUAUGGCACUUGUGGACACAGCAGCUCAAGAUGGGCUAGUUGGUCGGGAAGCUUUGCAGAGGCUGUCGCAAAAGUUGCAGAGUUUUGGUUUGAGGGUGAAGUGGACAGAUAAGAAGGCAAAAGCGCAUGGAGUAGGAGGUCAAGCAGAGGUUCAUGGAAUAGCAGCAAUACCAUUAGGGUUAGCAGGAUCUUCUGGUGUUUUGGAAGUGACAGUUGUCAGUGGAGAUGUACCUCUUUUACUCCCCAUCCGCAUGUUGAAAGAGUUGCAAGCUGUGAUUGAUUUGGAGUGCAGCCGCAUGACAUUGAAACGUUUGAGACAGUCAGUUGAGUUGCAUACCAUGCCGAGUGGACAUGUUGCGGUUGACAUCCUGAAUUUUGGUCCAGAAGGUUUUUCAUUCCCUCAACAAGCAAGAGACGUUGGAUAUGCAGAACAUGAUUUUCGUUGCGACGGAAGCUCAGGCUCGAGUUGCGUGAUGCUCACCCAUUUGCAGUCUCUUGCGACCAGCUUCAACCAUGGUGGAUCGUUUAGCGCUGUUCCGCCGUGCCUUCAACCGGAGCCCUGGAGAUGUUACGAUGGCAAGUGGGGGUACGGUGAGUAUGCACCACAACCCCAGGAGGGCAAUGGCACAUUGGAGGCAAUUGCUGGACAAGGUUUCUCUUGUGCAGACCUUGGUUGGGCUGGAGGAGUCAGUGAAUUCGUGGCUUCCGUCCGGUGCGACGGGAGCGCCAGCUUCGUCUCAAAUAUCCUCAAGGCAGUUGGCAGAGUUGAUCCAAGACGCACCCAAGUUGACGCCGCUGAAGACCAAGGUUGCUGCGUUGGUGGAGCCAGAACACUGUGCGCAUGUGGAAGAGCGGCUCACAGCGGCAUCCAACCAGUACCAGACUUGGGCCAUAUGCUGGGAUUGUCACUCCCGUUGGAAGCUUCCAAUGGAGUGGCAUCGGACAGCCAGUCCGAAGAAGCCACGCGCCAAGACAAGCGCGUCGAGCUCAGCGGCAGAGGCAUUCAAGAAGGAGAUCCAAGGUCGAAUGGAGGCGGAGAUGCGAGCAGAGUUUGCACACAAAGUCCAAGAGCAAGCCUUGAACAGCCAGAGCAUGAUGCUGCAGCUGCGCUCGACACACGCCGAGGUCGACCAGAUGAGGGAGCGUCUGAGCAAUCAGGCAAUGGCCAACUUGGAGGAGAUGGGUCAGUUGCAGUGUGCAAUCGAGGAGGACACAAGGAUGAAGGCACAGCUAUCUCAGAUGAGGUGGAAUCAGGAGGUGCAACAGAUCAUGAUGAACGAGUACGCCACAAUGGCGAUGGGACAGAGGUUCCAAGAUCACCCCGACUUCCAUCACAACGAGAUGCACAUGUAUGCAGAAAGAAUUCUACGUGCGGAGGAGGAGACCCGGAGGGAGUCCAGGAUUGCGGAAGCCCUGCGCAUGGAGAGUCAGGAGGAGGCGUUAUCCCGGGGCAGCAGAAUGGUGAAGAAGCCACAGAGCAAGUCUCCGACAAGGUCGAGAGCGGCAUCCCAACCCAGGAGGUCUGGGUGAGGCUGACAGGAGAUGGAAUGGCUGAACGUGUUGAGGAGUUCAGUCGCUGUCCGCAUUUUGGCAUCCAGGAUGUGUUUGUGAAGGAUGGCGAUGAGGCCUUUGCGAUUGCUGAUGUUGAAGAGCUGGUUUUUGAAGAUGAGUGUUUUGUUGUUUUGCGAAAGAGUGCCAAAGAUGCGGCUGAGGAUUGGCUUCCAGAGGUGGAGGAAACAGCACUUCCCCGCAAGACCAAGAAGCAGCUGCGUAGGGCCUUGAAUGAUGGAGUUAUGAAUCAAGUUUUCGCUGUCGAGGUCAGCGAAGAGAGCAGCUCACCGAGAGAGGUGGCUGAAGUCUCCAGUGAUGAAGUUUCCAGUUCAACAUGCGCUGUCGAGGUCAGCGCAAAUGAUGGCGUACCGAGAGAGGUGGCCAUCGAGCAGGGUGCUGAAGAUGCACUCGCUGUCGAGAUCAGCGAGGUUUAUAGCCCGCCGAGAGUGGCGGCUAUGGCAAAAAGGUACAAACUCAAAGUUGGGAAGUCGUACGACAUCUUGACGGGGUACGACCUGCGGCUCAAAAGAGAUUUGAAUCGAAUGUGGCGUAGUCUGAGUGAAGAUGAGCCAGAGCUGGCCGUUAUCAGCCCGCCGUGCACGCCGUUCUCCCCACUCCAACAGUGGAACUUCCCUCGAAUGCUCUUUGAGAAGGUUGCCGUGAUGAUUGGAGAAGGUUUGCAUCAUGUCUCCAUAGCAUGCAAGGUGGCAAAGUGGCAGCAUUCUCAUGGGAGGUUGUUCGUCUUUGAGCACCCUAAACCUUCAAAGGCUUGGGAUGAACCUGAGAUGUUGGAGUUGAUGAUGUUGCCAGGCGUCUAUGUUUGCGUGGUUGAUCAAUGUGAGUACGGCUUACAAGUCGGAUCUGGGCUCAACAAAAAGACCACUCAGUUUGUCGUCAAUUCAAUCCACAUAGCUGCCGAGCUUCAGCGCCGCUGCAGUGGCGAACAUCAACAUGAACCAUUGACCAAUGGUCGAGCGGCCAAAGCGGCCAUUUAUCCACCAGAGCUGUGCAGAGCUUUGAUCCGAGGCUUGAAAAGGCAUCUUCGGGCCAAAAGAGGGCAAAACUCAGUUUUUCUUGAAGUUCCAGAGGAGAUAGCUGUUUUAGCUACGGGCAGUCAAGCAGUUGGGCAUGAGUUGGAUGAGUUUGAGGACAUACUGCCUCAAGAGGUUGCCGAGCACAGACAGGCAACCAGGGCUGCUAAGAGACUUCAAGUGGCUGAGAGAGCAGAGGUAGCAGUUGCAGAGGAAGACAAGCUCAAGAUCCGAAAGAUGCACAACAACCUGGGUCACCCUGCAUUAGACAGUUUUGUCAGGUUUCUGCGUGCUGGAAGAGUACGUGAUGAGGUGGUACGAUGGGUUCUCAAGGAGUUCAAGUGUGAGACAUGCAACAGUCAAGCUAUCCCCAAAGCUCCAAGACCUGCUGUUGUCCCAAAGUGCUACAAGCCUGGAGUUGCAGUGGGGAUAGAUCUUUUCUACAUUCCUGACCCUCAGAACGUCAGGUCACUCCCAGUGCUGAAUGUGGUGGACGUUGGCACUAACUACCAGGUCAUUGAGUUGCUGGAAAACAAGGAUCCACUCAGCGUUUGGCGAGCGUUUUGGGCAUGCUGGUGCAGAGUUUUUGGGGCACCCCAGUAUCUGACGGUUGAUGAGGGACUCGAGUUCAGAGGCGAGUUCACUCAAUGGUGCUCAAACUAUGGCAUUCUGAUCUUUAGAUCAGCAGCUCGGUCUCCCUGGCAACAGGGCAAAGUGGAGCGUCAUGGUGGCCUGAUGAAGACUAUGAUCGAGCAUGCCAGAGCAGCGACACCCAUUGAGAGCGUUCAGGAUCUCAAGUUGCUGUUGCAGGAGUGCGAAAGCGCAAAGAACAGGUUCAUGAAUCGCUCAGGAUAUAGUCCGGUGCAGAGGCAGAUUGGGCAGUGGCCUCGUCUGCCAGGGUCACUUAUGAGUGAUGAGUUCUUGGACCCGGCGCUUCAGCUUCAGAACGCGUCGGACGAGUUUGAUCGUCUGCUUGAGCUCAGGCGUUUGGCGCAGGAGGCCUUCGUUGAACUUGCAAGCAAAGAAGCAGCUGUGAAAUCAUUGAGGGCGAGAUCAAGGCCACAGCGGGUUUUCAAGACAGGCGAUGUGGUGUACGUGUUCAGAGCCCUUCGGAAGAAGAAGAGUGUGCAUGGACAACAAGCAGCCCGAGGCCAUGGCAUGGGCCGCAAAGCCACUUGGGUCGGUCCUGGACAUGUUCUUGCGCUUGAAGGUUCUGUGGUGUGGAUCAAUAUGUUUGGUGAGUUGUGGCGAGCUUCUGUUGAGCAGACGCGUGAAGCCACGACCAUGGAAAAGCUGGGAGUAGAGAUGGUGGCAGAAGGUUUUCAAGAGAUGCAGGAGAGGUUGAAGAGGAGUUCACAUAGAGCGGGCUACAGAGAUGUAACCCGGGACAUGGAAGAGCUUGAUGUUGAGGAGGAAGGAGAGCAGCGUGGUCAGCCAAGGGUCCGUUUUGCUUUGCAAGAUGAUGUGACCACCCAUCCUGCACAAGGUCCUUCAUUGCCGCUACAAGAUCUGCCUGCCGUGCCUGAAGAAAGUGACGAAGAGUCAAAUGAGGGAUCAACACCCCAUCAUGAUACCAGAAGAGCCUCAAGGGUGACUGUGCCUGAACCAGAUGCAGAAGGUGAAGUGAUUCAAAUGAAUGAGGCCGAUGUUCAGAGAGAGUUUGACAGGCACGCAGAGGAGGAAGCAAUAGAGAGUAUGGCAGAGUCGGUUCAGGCAAAUCAGACUCUUGACGGUUUGAUCAAUGGCUAUGAAGCAGCUAGGCAAGCCGUUACGUCAAGAUGGCAGCAAAGAGGAACAGCACCUUACUUUGCCGAGUUCUUUUUGCAGACCGAUGGUCCUGAAGCAGAUGAGGUCGAGGAAGAUCCCAAGCGGGAUUAUUGGGCAUAUGAUGAGUGCCGAGGCAUUUUGCAACGGCACCAUGUGCACUGGCGCAAAGCUCUCUUCAGCCCAGCACAGACUGAGGGUUGUCCAGUUCCUUUGAGAGCAAUACGUGCCAGCCGAAAGACACAGAGGAUCGAAGCCUCAGGAGAGGUUCAUGAAGUUUCAGAUGAGUGGUCCCUUUUUACAAAGAAAGAAGAUCGACAUACGUGGUGGAAGGGCAUCACAGAGUUUGCAGUGGACAAACAUUAUCUGCAAACGUUCAAAGGACCACAGUUCAAAAAGCGAGGUGAAGGCGAAGUGUUUGCACAUGAGAUCCCGGCUGAGGAGUGGCCGGAAUGGAAAGUCCAAGAUGCAGAGGAGUUUGGAAAGAUCGUUUCAAGUGGCGCUUUGAGGGUUCUGAGCGUGGAAGAAAGCGCUCAGGUACAGAAGGACCUUAAAGAAAAGGGUCAACUCAACAGGAUUUUGCCAAGCAGGAUGGUCAGGCGUUACAAACCAGGAGAUAGCCCAGGAGCGCCAAGGACGAAAAAGUCUCGGUUCUGCAUCCGAGGAGACAAAGACCCAGACAUAGCUGACCUGUCGCGGUUUGCACCGACAGUCACCACCUCCAACUUGCAAGUGCUUGUUCAGGCAGCCAUGAACAAGAAGUUCCGUGGCAUUGUGGGAGACCUCAAGGCGGCUUUUACACAAAGCAUGCCGCUAUGCCGCGGCGCUGGGAAGCUUUACUGCAAGUCAAGCGAAGGCAGUAUGCCUGGUUUGAUGGAGGGGCAAAUAGCAGAGAUUGUCUUGGGUUGCUAUGGUCUUUGUGAUGCUCCGAUGCACUGGAGAAAGACUUUGGUGCGGUUUCUCAAAGAAGAGCUGGGUUACAAACAGAGCUGCUUAGAUCCUUGCACCUUUCUUCUACAUGGUACAAAUGGUUUGCAUGGAAUGGUGGCGGUUGAAAUAGAUGACCUGCUGAUGUUUGGCGAUGAAGUUCACGAAGCAAAAAUGGCUUUACUUCAAAAGAAGUUCACGUUUGGGAAGAUUCAGACCAUUGAUGAGAGCGGUGUCAACUUUAAUGGCAGGAGAUUGCGCCGCUUCGACGACACGAUGGUCAUUGACAUGAAGGCCUUUGUGGAGGAACGAUUGAGUCCUGUGCCCUUGAGCAAAGAGCGCUCGAAGCAGAGACAGGAGAGAUUGACGGAGGAAGAGAUCGGGGAAGUCCGCAAGACAUGCGGGUCUCUGAACUGGGCAGGCCGUGAAGGUCGACCUGAUGCGGCAGCUGCUGCAUCCAUGUUCGCAUCUCUCAUGAAGGAGAUGACAGUCUCCGACGUCCUCGAGCUGAACCGCGUUGUGGAGCGCCUCAAGCAGUCCUCGGAGCUGGCAUUGAAGAUUCAGCGAAUCGAGGAUAUGUGCUGGGGGGUCAUAUCUGACGCCUCUUGGGCCAAUGCAAGAGGAGGCAAAACACAGGGCGGGCAUAUGCUCGUCACAUUUGACCGGAGCAUGCUGGAUGGUCAUCGAGCAGUAUGCAACCUUCUGCAUUGGAAGAGUGGAAAAUUGCAUCGCACAGUCAAUAGCACGCUUGCAGCGGAGACGCAAUCACUGGCGAGAGGAAUAGGAGACCUCUUGUGGAUGAUGGUGAUGUACUUCGAGAUCACCAUCCCAGACUUUCAAUUGCGUGACUGGCGGAAGCAUAUCCAUCGGAGCGGGUACACCGCCUUUUCCAAGAAUGAGGAAGAGCAGAUGGCUGACGCAUUGGCUUUGGUGGAUGCGAAAUCUCUCUAUGACUUGCUAGCGCAUGAGACGAGUGGCGGCAAUGAUCGAAGGACGGCUCUGGAUGUGCAGAUGUUACGCAGAAUUGACUCGCUUUUGGAGAUGUUACGUACAGGGAAGUUUGGCAUCACCGAAGAGUCUGCAACCUUAGAGAAUAGGCUUGAGACGCGUAGGCAAACUGGAUAUAAUCGUAGAUGA
Molecule: messenger RNA, 8631 nt
Organism: Cladocopium goreaui
Lineage: Eukaryota; Dinophyceae; Suessiales; Symbiodiniaceae
Source: the annotation of a GenBank genome assembly